AUGCUUGAUUUGUUCCGACUACAUGCCUUCGUCGGCCUACUGUUUACGUUUCAAGAAGUCUCGGCUAUUUGCAGUAGCUGGUCAAAUCGUUAUCAAACCAAUCUCAAAGGUGUUUGUGUCUGCAACGAGACACAAUGUGAUACAGUCUCGAAUGACUUUCAAAAUCUAGUUUAUGGACAGAUUGGUAUCUAUACGACAUCGAAGGCUGGGGAUCGCUUUAAGUACAAGGUAGUAUCAGUGGAUGUAAUCGCUUCGAGUAACCCCACUUUCGUAAUUGAUGUCACAACGCAGUACCAGAAAAUGAUUGGAUUUGGUGGAUCCUUUACAGAUGCGGCAGCUAUCAAUAUUUACAAGCUAUCGUCAACUUUACAGCAAAUGGUAUUGGAUCAAUACUAUUCCGAGAAGGGUCUCCAGUAUUCGCUAGGUCGUGUACCCAUCGGCUCGACGGAUUUUUCAACCAGUAUCUACUCAUACAAUGACAAUGCAGAUGAUCUAGCUCAGGAACACUUUUCCAUCGACGUGGAUCGCAAGUUAAACAAGAUUGCCUUGAUUCAACGGGCUCUACGCACUUCUAAACGCAGUAUUAAGCUAUUUGCAUCUUCAUGGGCGCCUCCUGCUUGGAUGACAACGCAGAACACAACAAUAAAUUGUGCACUCAAAGGUCAUCCGGGUGAAGCAUAUUGGCAAUCGCUUGCUCUGUAUUACUCUAAAUUCUUUGAUGCGUACAAGACAGAGGGAAUUGACUUUUGGGCUAUGACGGUCCAGAACGAGCCAAUACGAUCUAUUUUACAAAUGUCAGCAUGGCAGUCGUUGCGCAUGUCGGAUUCCGUACAGCGUGACUUCGUCAAGCUGAAUCUGGGGCCGACAAUGUCGACUAAUCAUCCGAAGCUCAAGAUUAUUGCUGGCGACGACCAGAAAUCUGGUAUACUGGAUACACUUGCUCCUUUCAAAGAUGCAGACUCGCUCAAGUACAUUAGCGGUCUGGGCGUCCAUUGGUAUAGCAAUUUGGACUUUUUCCUUGCGGAAAUGAGCGGGGACUUCACAAAACUUUCAGCAUUUCACAAAAGAUUUCCAGAGGUUUUUAUGCUUGCAACAGAAGCGUGUGAGGGCUUUCUACCAAGUUGGCUGGGUACUGGCUCGGGUCCGUCUCUUCAGGAUGACAAAAAGAGCUGGAACCGUGCUGAAAAUUACGGCCGCGAUAUCAUUGAAGAUAUCAAUAAUUUUAUUAGUGGCUGGACCGACUGGAAUCUCGUACUGAAUUCCAAGGGUGGGCCCAAUUGGGCGCAAAAUUUCGUGGACGCUCCGAUUCUUGUGGACGAAGACACUGGUGCCGAGUUUUACAAACAACCGAUAUUCUACAUUAUGGGUCACUUUUCGAAAUUUGUUCCUUUUGGUUCACGUCGCAUCAAGGUUUCAAAUACCAAGACUCUCUCAUUCGUCCAUCGCACGGCGUUUGUAACUCCUGACAAUCGUGUAGUCAUGCAAUUUUUGAAUCGUGGCGACGUGGACGUUACAGUGAGCGUUAAGCAAACCGAUGCGAAAACUUUCAGAUUGAAGUUAUCUAAGCACUCAAUGAAGACUGUGAUUCUUCCUGCAUCCGAUGACACGAAAAUUCGGAUCUAA
This is a messenger RNA of Plasmopara halstedii, 1623 nucleotides long. RefSeq names its product glycoside hydrolase family 30 protein beta-glucosidase xylosidase. Lineage: Eukaryota; Oomycota; Peronosporomycetes; Peronosporales; Peronosporaceae. The record is from RefSeq and is a predicted model, not a curated record. Gene Ontology annotation, biological process: glucosylceramide catabolic process. The coding region runs from base 1 to 1623 and encodes 540 amino acids. The transcript has a single exon. Gene Ontology annotation, molecular function: glucosylceramidase activity.